AGGGGUGGGCAUGGUCUUCUUGCACGGAAAUUUAAACUUUUGGAAUAAAUCUUGGCUUCAUUCAGUAAACGGUAACGUUUGUUGAAGUAUUUGGGUUUUCGUUUGAAUUGUGCUGUUAAGAGCUAUUUGUCACUUGCGAGACAAUCGACUGAAAUUUCUCAGUAACCAGCGAACAGUACUGCAAUGGCUGUUGAAGACUAUGAAGAACUUCUUAAGUACUACGAACUGUAUGAAACCAUAGGAACAGGAGGGUUUGCAAAAGUGAAACUUGCUCGUCACAUUGCCACAGGCGAAAAAGUAGCAAUCAAGAUAGUGGACAAGACUUCUCUUGGGGAUGAUCUGCCUCGUAUUAAAACAGAAAUUGAAGCAAUGAAGAGCAUGAGUCAUCAACAUGUUUGUCGUCUUUAUCAUGUAAUAGAAACAUCUCAGAAAAUAUUCAUGAUCCUAGAGUACUGCCCUGGAGGAGAGCUGUUUGAUUAUAUUGUUCUAAAGGAUCGCUUAUCUGAAGAGGAGACUAGGAUUUUUUUUCGUCAGAUUGUAUCAGCUGUAGCCUAUGUCCACAGCCAGGGCUAUGCUCAUAGAGAUCUUAAACCUGAAAAUCUACUCAUUGAUGAAGAUCAUAAUCUGAAGCUUAUUGACUUUGGUCUCUGUGCAAAGCCAAAGGCUGAUAUCUGGAGCAUGGGUGUGCUUCUGUAUGCAUUACUGUGUGGAUAUCUACCAUUUGAUGAUGAGAAUGUCAUGGUGCUCUACAAAAAAAUAACGGUGGACCCAAAGAGAAGGAUUACAAUCAAACACCUUUUGGGUCAUCCAUGGAUAAUGCAAGAUUACACCUGCCCAGUUGAAUGGCAUACUAAAUUUCCUCUUGGGCAUAUUGAUGAUGACUGCAUUACAGAACUGGCUAUUUUUUAUAAGAUGAGAAAAGCGAGGAUGGUGGAUCUUGUUUCUGAGUGGAAUUUUGAUCAAACUACAGCUACCUAUCUUCUCCUGUGGUCAAAGAAGAUUCAUUCUAAACCUGUUCGAUUAAGAAUUUCAUCACUGACCAUAAACUCCACACCCCUUGCAACACCUGUGAAGGAUCCAAAGUCUCAAAAGAACAUGCACUAUGAAGAUAUGGUGGACAGCAGUGAUUCUCCUUGUGUCCUGGGUUCUAUGGAGUUUCCAGAUGAUUAUGCCUUUUUUGAAGAUUCACCUUCACCUUUUGAGUUGUGUAUGCCAGCGACUCCUACAAUGAAAGAGCAUUUAGAUUGUCGUCCAGCAUUGACCAACUUAGAAACUGACUGCUCUUCUCCAAAGAAGCCUCGAGUAGUCCAGAAAGCAGGCAAAGAGAAUACUGGGUUACCUGUAAAAGAUGAACAGCACUUUUUGCCACCUGCACCAUGGACACCAGUUUGCAAGAGAAGCUCCUCUGAGAAGAAAAGAGUACUGAGUGCUUCAAGCUGCACCACAAAUGGCUCCAAAGAUAACCACUACAUUCAUGAAAUUUCAGUGAAGAAAACUGCAGAUGAAAUUGUGGAUGAUCCGUUAGCUGCAGUACUUAGUCCAGAAAGACGGUCUCGUUCAGUGGAGCAAGAUAUAAAUCAGGCUCAUGUUGGAAGCUCUCAGAAGAAGAAGAGUGCAAAGGUCUUUGGAAGCCUGGAAAAAGGUCUAGAUAAGAUGAUCAUGAUGCUGACACCAAGCAAGAAAAGAGCAAGAGAUGCACCAAGGAAACUGAAGGCUCAUUAUAAUGUGACUACAACUAAUCUGUUGAGUGCAGAUUAUGUAUUGAAUGAAAUUGUUAAAAUCCUGCCAAAGAAGCAUGUUGAAUUUGUGCAAAAGGGCUAUAUUCUGAAGUGCCGCACCUAUUCAGAUUUUGGGAAGGUGACUAUGCAGUUUGAGCUGGAAGUAUGUCUUCUAAGCAAACUUGAAACAGUGGGCAUACGAAGACAAAGGAUUAAGGGUGAUGCGUGGGUGUAUAAAAAGUUAGUAGAAGAUAUCUUGGCAAGUUCCAAGGUGUAGCAGACAACAGAAUGUUGAAUUGUGCAUUUUAUUCUUAAAUAAUAGUAUUUUAGAGUGCAACAUUUUAAUGUACUAUUCCUACCUAUAGAGCUGGUUUUUAUACCUCCAUUUCAAAAAUAUCAGUUUCUUAUAAAAUGUCUGAAAAAAUGUGUUUUGUAAAUAAGUAUAUUGUAAUACUAUAGUCAUAUAUUUGUAUGUUUUAUCAUGAAGCAGUUUUUACAGUUCUUAUGUUGUCUUUGCAUUUCUCCUCUCUCUUUUAUAGUUGUAAAUCUCAACUUUUUGAGAGAUGUUUAUCCUGUGUAUUUUCUGGAGGUAUAAUUGUGUUAAUACAUUUGUAAAUACUGAGUACAGUUUGGAUUUAGGCAAAAUGAGGCACCUUAAUCUGUAUUUGAUCUUAUAACACAUACCUUUUCUCACAACUAUUUAAUAACACUACAUUUUUACUCAAUGUUUCAUUUAAAUUGCUUUUAUGUAAUAUGAUUAAACCAAGGUAUAUGAAGUAUUUUACUUAUGUAUGUUGCAUAAUGUAGUUCACUGUAUUUGUCAAUUUGAAUGCAAGAUGAGAGAUGUCUAUAAACAAAAGGUUUGUAUAGUAAUAUAAUAAAUUUUUUUAUUACCUGAAAAAA
Molecule: messenger RNA, 2621 nt
Organism: Protopterus annectens (West African lungfish)
Lineage: Eukaryota; Metazoa; Chordata; Ceratodontiformes; Protopteridae
Gene: MELK
Product: maternal embryonic leucine zipper kinase
Biological process (GO): protein phosphorylation; microtubule cytoskeleton organization; intracellular signal transduction
Cellular component (GO): cytoplasm
Molecular function (GO): tau-protein kinase activity; ATP binding; protein serine/threonine kinase activity
Source: RefSeq, a predicted model, not a curated record